CGUGACACGCCGGUUGUGAAAGCGCGCCCUGGCCAAAGUUAGCCGAGCGUCUGCUGAUGGAAACACGGCUCACGACUCAACAGAAACACACCACGUCCCGUUCAGCUGUCCUCCUCGUCUCACUGAAUCCUCCUUGUCAUGGAGCAACAAUAUCCUCAGUCCACGGUGGUGUUUCGAAAUGUGGGGCAGCUCUAUUUCCCCCAGACCAGAGUGGAGUGUCACUACAGUGUGACCUCAGCCCAUGAGUGGAGCAGCAGUGACUGGAUUGGCAUCUUUAAGGUUGGCUGGUCCUCACUUCAGGAGUACCACACGUACUCUUGGUCGCUUGUUCCUGAAGGCUAUACGAAAGGAAGUGCCGUCGACUGCUGUGCACUAUUUCAGGCCUGUUACCUACCUCGCCCCAGCCCAGUGGAGUACCAGUUUGUCUACGUGGACAAGCUGGGCAAAGUCUGUGCCCACAGCAGACCUUACACCUUCUGCUCCCCCAAACCUCUGGAAGAGCUGGAGACCCUGAAAGAGGAGCAAGAUGGAGAUGAGGAAGAUGGAGAUGAAGAGGAGCUGCUCCUGGUGGUCCCCAGGGCUCAGUUGUUGCAGAGUCAGCUGGAGGAAUGCGUGAGGGAGAAAGCUGAGUUGCAGCAGGCCGUAGAGGAGGAGCGGAGGAGCAGCAGAAGAGCAAAAGAGGAAUGGGAGAGUGAGCGGAAGGCCACGGAGGAGGAGAUUAGUGAGCUCCUUGAAAAACUGAAUCACAAGUGUGACGUGUUGAAGAAUGUAGAAGGACAACACCUGGAUGUUAAAAGCAGUCAUCAGAAUCUGAACUCUGAACUUGGUCAACUUUUGGUGGAAAAAGUGCAAAGUCAGCGACGCAUCAAAGACUUGGAAGACGGCGCCAAGGCGCUAGCAUACCGAGAGACAGAGCGACACGUGGAGAUGGAACGGCUGAAAGAGAUGUUGAAGAAAACAUCCAGUCAAAUCAAACUUGAUGAGGAAAAGAAAAAGUUGCUAAAGGCGGAGAGCGAGGCCGCGCUGGCGGAGGUCUGCGGCCUGCAGCAUCGUCUGGAGUCCAGCGAGCGUUUGGCCGAGAGCCUGCGCAGGGAGCUGAGAGAGCUGAGCACCCGUCAAGGCCACGCUAAUGCCGAGCUGCACCAAGUCCGCCUGCAGGUCGCCCAGCUGGGCCUGCAGCUGUCAGAGGAGAAGCUACUGCUCCGGGAGGAGCGGGCCAACUGGGUCCUGGAGAGAGAAGCUUAUAGGCAAGCGGCAGAGGCUAACCAAAAGAAAGUGGAAGAGCUGAAUAGCGAGGUACAAAGGAAGAAAGAGCAACUGAGGGAGGAAAGAAAUAAUGUGGAGUUUGGGAUGAAAUACAGAGAUUGUGAUGGAGACAACAAGGUGCAGACGGUCCAGCGCGGUCAGAAGCAGCAGCGGAUGCUAGCAGGACUUGUGGACCCAGUAGUCAGCUCAGACCCCUGCCAUCCAUGCGCACCUUGGGACACGCCCACGGCCGCGCAAACCCAGGGACGCGCCGCGCGCGUCUCCGCCCUGCAGCAGCCGCCAGCUGCAAACACUCACCGGUUAUCUGCGCACCUGAUACUGAUGAGGGCGUGCCGGAUAAAGGCAGGGUAGACCCAAGGAUCGGCGCGGGAACUUAGUUUUCUCAUGGUGUACCAAUUCCCUCCGUCGCCUUGGAAGUGAGCUGUGCGCCUCACUUCUCUGGACCCCUCUGGAUUCUGACUGCCUCCCUUGAUCCUCGACCCCCCACUUUGUAAUCGGACUUCUUGACGCCCCUCUCAGCCCCACGGACCCCCGCUUGUAUCCCGGAUCACCUGUCUGCCCCCUGGACUUCCUCGUAUCUCUUUCAACACUUUGGUAACACACAUUCCAGUUAAAUACUACACAUAGUCUUAUACCAUACACACUCUUGUAUUCUAGUUCACACUCCAUUUCCUUAGUUACCCAUGCUGCCGCUGGGUGACAUCAUACGCAAGUACGGUGUUAGCUUUCACUGUUAUGCUGAUGACACUCAACUCUACAUGCCCCUAAAGCUGACCAACACGCCGGACUGUAGUCAGCUGGAGGCGUGUCUUAAUGAAAUUAAACAAUGGAUGUCCGCUAACUUUUUGCAACUCAACGCUAAGAAAACGGAAAUGCUGAUUAUCGGUCCUGCUAGACACCAACAUCUAUUUAAUAAUACCACCUUAACAUUUGACAACCAAACAAUUAAACAAGGAGACUCGGUAAAGAAUCUGGGUAUUAUCUUCGACCCAACUCUCUCGUUUGAGUCACACAUUAAGAGUGUUACUAAAACGGCCUUCUUUCAUCUCCGUAAUAUCGCUAAAAUUCGUUCCAUCUUGUCCACUAGCGACGCUGAGAUCAUUAUUCAUGCGUUCGUUACGUCUCGUCUCGAUUACUGUAACGUAUUAUUUUCGGGCCUCCCUAUGUCUAGCAUUAAAAGAUUACAGUUGGUACAAAAUGCGGCUGCAAGGCUUUUGACAAAAACAAGAAAGUUUGAUCAUAUUACGCCUAUACUGGCUCACUUGCACUGGCUUCCUGUGCACUUAAGAUGCGACUUUAAGGUUUUACUACUUACGUAUAAAAUAUUACACGGUUUAGCUCCAGCCUAUCUCGCCGAUUGUAUUGUACCAUAUGUCCCGACAAGAAAUCUGCGUUCAAAGAACUCCGGCUUAUUAGUGAUUCCCAGAGCCAAAAAAAAGUCUGCGGGCUAUAGAGCGUUUUCUAUUCGGGCUUCAGUACUCUGGAAUGCCCUCCCGGUAACAGUUAGAGAUGCUACCUCAGUAGAAGCAUUUAAGUCCCAUCUUAAAACUCAUUUGUAUAAUCUAGCCUUUAAAUAGACCCCCCCUUUUUUUAGACCAGUUGAUCUGCCGUUUCUUUUCUUCUCUCCUCUUCUCCCCUGUCCCUUGCGAGGGGGAGUUGCAUAGGUCCGGUGGCCAUGGAUGAAGUGCUGGCUGUCCAGAGCCGGGACCCCGGGUGGACCACUAGCCUGUGCAUCGGUUGGGGACAUCUCUGCGCUGCUGACCCGUCUCCGCUCGGGAUGGUUUCCUGUUGGCCCCGCUGUGGACUGGACUCCCGCUGAUGUGUUGGAUCCACUGUGGACUGGACUUUCACAAUGUUAUGUCAGACCCACUCGACAUCCGUUGCUUUCGGUCUCCCCUAGAGGGGGGGGGUUACCCACAUAUGCGGUCCUCUCCAAGGUUUCUCAUAGUCAUUCACCGACGUCCCACUGGGGUGAGUUUUUCCUUGCCCGUAUGUGGGCUCUGUACCGAGGAUGUCGUUGUGGCUUGUACAGCCCUUUGAGACACUUGUGAUUUAGGGCUAUAUAAAUAAACAUUGAUUGAUUGAUUGAUUGAUAGUUUAGUUGUAUUGUUUAGUAUUAUUAUAUAUAUAUAUAUAUUGUCUAUAUAUAUAAUAAAUAUUUGUAUAUACUUCCCCCUGGUGUAUGUUUGCCGUCACCUCCCCUUAGUAGUCCAACCAUUACAGUAAGUUCCCGCCAAAUUAUAUAUAGGGACCUGACGGCCCAGUGACUUUAGCUCCGCCCCCAGUGACUUUAGCCCCGCCCCCAGUGACAUUUUUUUUUUCUCUCCUAUUUUUACCCCAUUCACCAUGGCCUUUUCUUUUCGCUUCAAACCGGAGGAUUUGUCUUGUCCUGCCGAGCGGUCAUGGAAAGGCAUGUUCAGUAGUGAUAUGAGCAAGGAGGCAGAGGUGGGACCAAGUCAUUGCUUUGCAAGUCACAAGUAAGUCUCAAGUCUUUGCCCUCAAGUCUCGAGUCAAGUCCCGAGUCAAGACAGGCAAGUCCCGAGUCAAGUCCAAAGUCAAGACUGGAAAGUCUCAAGUCAAGUCCCAAGUCCUGCAUUUUGAAUUUCGAGUCCUUUCAAGUCCUUUUAACCACAGACUAAUAUAUUUACACAGAUUGUGUAUGCUUUUAAAACGCUGUAUUUAUUUAUUAAAACAAGUGCAUUUGAAAUUGCAGGAAAAAAAAUAGUGCUGACAUUGCACUUCAUAAUAGCACUAUUAUCCAGUCAUUUUAAACAUUUAACUCAUUCCUUUACAGAAUAAACACAUUUGAAAAAACAAGUGCAACUGUACUUAUUUGCACAAAAGUGUUAACAUUGUAUUUCCUUGGCACAUUGCAUUGUAACUACCGGUAGUUCCACAGCAGUUUCUAUCCUGUUCUUACCUUAUCUCAUUGAUCUCAUCUC
Messenger RNA from Entelurus aequoreus (snake pipefish), 4208 nucleotides. It is a transcript of the gene calcoco1b, whose product is annotated as calcium binding and coiled-coil domain 1b. The record is from RefSeq and is a predicted model, not a curated record. The transcript is spliced from 12 exons. Lineage: Eukaryota; Metazoa; Chordata; Actinopteri; Syngnathiformes; Syngnathidae. Bases 139 to 1617 code for a protein of 492 amino acids.